This is a messenger RNA of Panicum virgatum (switchgrass), 720 nucleotides long. Its product is annotated as protein ASPARTIC PROTEASE IN GUARD CELL 1-like. Bases 1 to 720 code for a protein of 239 amino acids. The record is from RefSeq and is a predicted model, not a curated record. The transcript is spliced from 2 exons. Gene Ontology annotation, cellular component: extracellular region. Lineage: Eukaryota; Viridiplantae; Streptophyta; Magnoliopsida; Poales; Poaceae.
AUGGUCAGCGCCAUUUCCCACCAAAGGACGGUGGUAGCCAACGCUAAUAGCACAACCGGUUUUAGCUUUCGGCUAGCCGCCAAUGAGCACAAUAUCUACCGCCACAAGGAUGGGUUCCUGCAUUUGCAGCAGCACAACCCCUCGGCGGUGAACGGUGGCACCCUACGGCCGGAGACGCAACCGCCACCGGUGCGCAUGCCACAUGAGGUGACCUUUCUUGUAGGCACCGGCAUUGGGCAGCACGAGUACAGGCUGAAGGUGGACGCGUCAAGCAAGGUGACUUGGUUGCAAUGCAAGCUGUGCAUACCGCAGGCCAAGCAGUAUAACCCUGUGUUCGACGGUGCUAAAUCGCCGACCUUUCAGAACAUCACGGGCACAACCAAAGAAACUAUAUAUGCGCAUACAUACGGCCUCUUCGGAUGCUCCCACUCCACUGAGAACUUCCAGAACAAUGGCAUCUACGCCGGCGUUGCCACCAUCAACAGGGCCCCAACCUUGCUCGUCAUGCAGGCCGGGCUGACACGCUUCUCCUACUGCCUCUUCGCCGUCUCCGGCUGCAGGAACACCACCACCAACCGUCAGCAGGAGGGCUUCCUCCGUUUCGGCACCCACGUCCCGCCCAACCUGCACUACAAGACCACUAGCAUCCUACCAGCACACGAGCCAGAGUACUACGUCAGCCUCGUCGGCGUCAGCCUGGGUGCGCGUAGACUCGGCUGA